Pelagomonas calceolata is the source of this 889-nucleotide messenger RNA. Lineage: Eukaryota; Pelagophyceae; Pelagomonadales; Pelagomonadaceae. The record is from the annotation of a GenBank genome assembly.
CGCAAAACGCCGCCAGCGCUGCCCGCCGGCCUCUGCAGCACACGCAGAAGGCAGCACAAGCUGCCCCACGAACGAUGCGCACGCUCUGGCUCUGCCUCCUGCUGCUCUCCGCGAGUGCCAAGCGCAAGAAACGCAAGACAAGAAAGCAAGCUCGAAGAGAUUUGGUCGGCGAGUUCGAGAAGGUGCUGCGAGGCGAGUCCGUCGACUCCCACGUGACCUACGAGGACUUUCGGGGCCAGGAGAAGACGAUGCCGGUGCGGCAGAUGGCCGAGACGCUGGCCGAUCAAAAUCUCAAUCCCCCCUUCGAUAAGGAUCAAGAUGGUAGAUUACGGUCGAAAAUUAAUGAGGGGAGCGGGAGUAUUGAUGAAUUGGAGGGCGAUGUCAAGAGGCACGCGCACCUCGCGCGGGCGGCUCACCAAAAGCUGAAAGCUCUCGGGUAUAAUGUCGGGAGAUUGACGGGCGCGAGGAGCUGGGCCCCCGACCGGAACUCGACGGGCGAUGGCGAGGGAGUUGAGGGGAGAGACCCGAACGCCGUUGCGGCUUCUGACGCAAAGAAGCGGGGCCGACUCUGCGAGACGGUGCGGUUGCUGCUGAAAACAAGAGAUCUAAAAAAUAGCUCGCUGAAGGGCGCCGUCGCCGUGCGCCUCUCGGAAUACUACGGCGUCGCGGUAUUGAGAGCGGCCUGGGAGGUCGAGGACGGCCGGCGCGUGAGGGAACUGCAAGUCCCGCCGGACGCGAAGAAGCAGCUCCACUACCUCGUGCUGCGGCGGUUCGCGUUUGAAUUGGCGGGGCGGUUGCGCUUGGACCGGUGGCCCCGCUACGUGGUGCUGGCGCUGCCGACGGUCGCGGCGCUGGUCGCGACGCGUAGUAGGUAUUAAGUAUGUGUUUG